CUCUCCUUAUUCUUCUUCAAAUUUUAGUUGUGCACCAUCAAUUUUUUGAGUUUUUACGAUUAACGUUAAUUCAUAAGUUUGUUUUGUAAUACUUUUUAUUGUGAUUUGUGAUUUUUAUGGUAAUAACUUAAUUACGAUUUUAUUGCAGAUGGCAUUCCAAAAGUUCACGCUUGGGUUACAGUGGAUUGGUUACACGGAAGAGACCGGAAGGGGGUAUGUUACCUCGGUGGCAAUUUUUAUAAAAUGAAUGUUGCUACGAGACCGAUGCUUGAAGAGCUCCAUCAAAUGUGUACUGAGGUUACCUGCAUGGAUGACACGAGAAGAGUUGAUCGUAUGGUGUAUCGAUAUCCAAACAGACAUGGCGGGUCAUUGUGGAAUGAGGAAUUUCUCAUUACCACUCAGGCGGAUGUUGAUUCCAUGCUCCAAUUUUUGAUGACCAACAACAUUAAACAGGCAGAGAUGUUCGUUUACACCGAGGCGGUCGAUGAUGGUGGAGGUCAUUCUGUAGAUGGCCAAACAUCUGGUAUCCACUGUGGGGGUAAAUUAUAUGAAGAUCAUUCCCACCAGGAGUACCAAUCUCCACAUUCAUACCAUGAGUAUCAUGAUCAAGGUGGCGGUCAUCAUCAAUCAUUCCCAUCACAUGAAGAAGAAGCCCAGCGGUACCAUGGCAACCAACAAGAAGGCUACCAAUACCAACCCGAGUACAACUUAUACCAAGACGGUUAGGGGUGGAAAUCGGUACGGUAUCGGUAACCCAAUACCAAAUACCAAAAUCCCGAAUACCCAAUUACACCCUAUAAUCAAUCCCGAUCCCAAUCCCUAAAUAAUUUCGGUAUCCCAAUCCCUAAAUAUUUCGGAAUCCCAACCGGUACUUCGGUAUCCCAAUCGGUAUUAUCGAAUACGAAAUUAAUUACCUUUACAAUUAAUAAUUAAAUAUACUAGAUUUGAUUGUUUAAUAUAGGUCAAAAAGACUAAACAAAGAGUUUUGAGUUUGGCUAGAGCUAGGAUAUGGAUAAGGAGAAUGGAGUAGAGGUGGAAUCUCAAAUUUUUGUCAUUGGUAAUCUUUAAUUUGACGAAUUGGAGGCCGAGAGAAGACCAAUACUAGUGUUUGCUUUUUGGUGUUAUGAAAAAAAAAAACAAUAUAUUGGUGGUUAAGGGUAGUGUAGUAGUGAAUGAGAGAGUCUAGUUGAAAGCCCUAUUAUAUAGGAAGCUAGGGAGCUAGGUGAAUAACCCGAUGAGACCCUUCUUUUAACCCGACCUGAAAAGGAAGCAUUCUUAAUCUGUUUUGUUUGCUUAAUCAACAAGAGAGCUCUCAGGGCAGCUCGGGUGAGUAGCCCGUCCAAGCGAACGAUAAUAGACAGUCCAGUACAAAGCCCUUGUUCUUGCUCUGCAGCUACCUUUCCUAACCUAACUAGGAAUCAAAGACGCCUUCUCCCUCCUUGUUCUAUCAAACCAGACACUUCAUCCCUGGUGGGUUAUCCGGUGAAUUUAUUGCUGUCUCUUAUAGGGCUAAUUCUUACCUGGUAGGGUAUAUGUUCUCUCUAUCUAAUAUAGACUUCUAUAUGCUUUGUAUGAUUACUCCUAUGUAAUAGGGCUUUCUUCUCCUAUUUAGAUUCCUAUGGCUCUUUGCCAACCUUCGAGACGUAGAUAACUCGUAUACAGAAUCUCAACUUCUCUAAGAUCAAAAGCAGACAAGAACUAAAGGCCAGACUUUGGCAGAGUUUUUAUUAUUUCCAUUUAUGUGGUUACUACGGAUUCACUUCUUUCAAUAGGCGGUAGCAAAGGAAGAAUAGCUAACGUUUCGUACCGGGAAUCCACUUCCUUGGCCUUCAAAGCCAUACCACUACUUCUUUCUACUGAAAGGAGAGGGACUCUAAUACAAGACUUAUUCCACCUUCGCAUGCUUCUAAGAUUUCGCCUAAAAAGACUAUCCUUUAGCGGUUAAGUAGGACAAGGAAGAAGUGAAAGUGAGACGAGCAGGUACGUUGAGUCAGAAUGCUAAUUAUAAGUCCAUAUACUAUGCUUUGGAAUCUCUUCUAGUCACAUAGCUCGUCAGCGAUGAAGCAUUCUCCUCCAAAAGACUAGAAAUACGAUUAGCAAUUGCUUUCGCGUAUUUAUUUAGGGCCUUCUAAUUUGGUAAUGAGUUUUUAGUCAUAUCAUUCUUAUUUCCUGUCCCCCACCUUUUUAGUACCAAAAGAAAACAGCUAAAGCAUCCCUUUCUGCAGCUCCUGGAACAGCCGAAUAAUCUGGAGUUGCUCUCUUUCUCUUUGAAGUAUUUAAUUUCUGUGUAAGAGCCCAAAAGGGAAUCAAUCGUUAGCAUUCCA
Molecule: messenger RNA, 2324 nt
Organism: Linum trigynum
Lineage: Eukaryota; Viridiplantae; Streptophyta; Magnoliopsida; Malpighiales; Linaceae
Source: the annotation of a GenBank genome assembly